Molecule: messenger RNA, 5156 nt
Organism: Prorocentrum cordatum
Lineage: Eukaryota; Dinophyceae; Prorocentrales; Prorocentraceae
Source: the annotation of a GenBank genome assembly
AUGCCGGUCGACCCGUCCGCAGUCGCCUGUGCCUUCUCCAUCGGCUCAUUCUGCCUGCUGGCCCGCUCCGCGCCGCCGGCGCCCAUCUGCGGUUGCCAGUGCGACUGCGGGUCUCCUGGCUGGUCCACCGCCCAGCUGCUCGCCGUCGCGGCGGGGCAGCUUGUGACGGGCUGGUUCGCGGCCCGCUGGUGGGCGCCACCGAGGCCGGCGUCGCCGCUCGUGGUGGCCGCAGGGCUGGAGGGGGUCAAGCAGCUGACGCUGCCGGCGGGGGCUCGCGGCCGGCUUGAGGGUGGGGCUCCACCGCGCUUCUGGGCCCUGUUCGACGCGUCGGAGGGGGUCUGGCACGAGCGCCUGGUGCUGCGGCGCACCGUCGGGGGCCACGUGGUGCUCACGCCCGACGGCGACGUCUAUGAGGAGCUGCUGGAGGACUACGAGGCUGCUCUGCCUAGUGGUGUGGCUGGCGGCAUCCCGAGCCGGCUCUACGGGCCGAAGAUCUUCCGCUACGCCUUCCGCCCGGGGGACAUCGCUCACGGCAGCGCCUUCCGGCGGAGAGCCGAGGCCUACCUGGCUGGCUGGGCCGGCGCGCCUCCGGCGGCCGAGGGUGGAGGGCGGGAGCCCGCGCCCCUUGCUGACGCUGGCGCGAUGUCCGCCCCCGCGCGUGGCGCGCUGGUGCCAGCCGCCGACGUCGACCCAGGCUUCUAUGAUCCCGGCGCGCUGGUGGGGCACGCCUGCCUCGUGGGCUCCGAGUGGUUUGUCGGCGAGAACCAGGGUCCCCGCCGACGCGGGGAGAGCAUCACCAUCCGCCAUUCGGACCUCGCAUUCGGCGUCGCGGGCCAGGCCCUGCUGCGCCGGGAGGGAGUCUGGUACCGCCUCUGCCGCGACCCGCCGACGCCGUUGCCAGCUGGCGAGGGCGAGGCAGCCGCGGCGGAGGACCUCCGCACGCUGGCGGUCGAGUACAACGUGCGCGGCGAGCGCACGCGCAGCUUCGAGUCAGCUCGUCACCUGCUGCGCGAGGAGGUCCUGGACGACGCCUGGCCCGUGGAGGGCCCGCGCACGGUGCAGUGGCUCAUCGAGGCCUUCGCCCACAGCGGCAUGGCCCCCGUGCCCCGCCAUCACUGGUGGAGACAGGCGCUGGGGGCGACCACGUCGGACCCGGGGAUCGACGAGCACCUCUUCCUCUCGGAGUGCAUCCAGCAUGGGCUGCAGUAUGACCAGCUCAACAUCUGCAACCUGGCCUGCUUCGAGAGCAUGGCCCGCCGCUACCAGCUCUGGGAGGAGCGGUACCAGGAGCGCAUCCGCGCCUCCACGGAGGGAUCGGUGGCGGCGGGCCUCGCGGCUGAGAGGCACUUGUUCCUCGGUGGCGACCGCGCCAAGGGCUACGCCCUCAUCUCGCCCGAGCUGGAGCGCUGGGUGGCGAAGCGCAUGGAGGAGCAGGCCGCCGUGCUCAAGGAGCGCCGCAAGGGCCGUGAGGAACGGGCUCUGGCGGCGGCGGUCACGGGCGGCGGCGGCGGCGGCGGCGGAGCUGGCCAGCCGCUCGGCGCCGACCACAAGAAGAAGCUCAAGGACAACAAGAAGGGCAAGGACUGGCAGACUGGCACCCCGGGCGCUGGCUCGGGGGGGCAGGGCUGUCUUGCGGCAGAUCCCAGGGACCUGCUGCCGCUGCCAGCGCCCACCUCGCCUGUGCUGCGUCAAGGAGAUGCGCUGGGCUUGGAAUGGUUCUCGGCUGGGCUGCAGACCCUCAAUGAGAUGGGAGGGCGCGGUGCUGUUCGACGGCCUGGAGCAGCCUCUGGGCCUCAGACUGACGCGCUGGAGCGGCUUCGCAGCUCCUAUGCCACCGUGCCCAGCUGCCCGUCGGACCUGACCGCCGACUCGGCCACUCGCGCCGUGAUCGGCUCCGAUCCUGGCUAUGGCUUCGAUGACAUGGCCAGCGGGAAGUACGCCUCCUACCAGCGCGGGAAGGUCUCUCUUCCGCGCGUGGCCUCUGGCGCGGUGGAGCUAGCUGCUGCACUACCAGAGGGUCCACGUUCUCUGCUGAUGGGUGAGUCUGGCACUUUGCUGAUGAGAGGCUCCACAUCUUCUUCUUCGUUGGCGAAAUUGGCUUUUGACCGAAGGCUGGCAAGCAAUCCUCGCACUUAUGGGAAGUUUUUGGCUGACCUUCUCGAGCGUGACAUGCUCGAGGUGGGCGCUUCGUUUUCACAGGUGGCGCCCUUCUUCGUCUACAAGAAGGAUGGGACCCUCAGGCUGAUCUUCGACACAAGGGCCUCCAACACCGAGUUCGCGGAGCCCGACUACGUCCCACUGGCGGCGGCGCAGGCCCUCGGCAACAUCGAGCUGCAGGCGGGGGAGCGCCUCUUCGUCGCGCAGGGCGACGUCACGUGCUGCUUCUACCAGUUCUUGCUGCCAGUGCACCUGCGUGAGGCCUUUGGCCUACCGCCUGUGCCCUGGGCCGCACUGCCUCUGGCCGCUCGUCGGCUCGUUGGGGCGCCACCGCCGGACGGCUUGGUGCGCCUGCGCCUGAGAGUGGUGCCGAUGGGCUGGUCAUGGGCGGUCUACUUCAUACAGCAUGCCAUGAUGGAGAUACUUCGCCCCUGUGCCCCGGCGGACCGCUGGUUGGCCCAGUACGUGCCUCGCGAGCCCGUCUGCCCUGGCUCGGGGGCCUCUCUCAUCUACAUCGACAACUUCGCGGCACUUGGCACGAGCCCCACGGAGGCGAACGCUCGCCUGGAGCAGAUGCUGGGCGCCGUGGCGGCCGCUGGAGUGGACGCCGCGCCAGAGCCUGCUGGCGCCCCGCUGCUCGGGUUCGAGCUGGACCCGACGGGCACGCAGUGGCGGCCUACGGCGAGGAAGUUUUGGAAGGUAGCGCUGGCCCUCCGCACGUUGGGCUGGGGCCGUCAGCGCCGCACAGGGCGCCAGAUUGCCCGGGCCGUCGGCCACGCCUCGGCCAUCAUGCUGCUGCGGCCCGAGAUGCUGUCCAUCUUUUCGGCCGUGUACGUCUUCGCCGACCGCUACUUCGGGCAGCCGGCGCGCGUGUGGGCCUCAGUGCGGCGCGAGCUUCGAGCUGCCUGGGCGCUGCUGCCGCUCGCCGUCGCCGACAUGAGCCUACCCUGGUCGCCCGCCGUCGCCUCGGUCGACGCCUCGCUGUAUGGCUUCGGCGUCACCGAGAAGGUCUGGCCCCCCGCUGAGGUGGGCCGCGUCGGCCGCGCCUCUGAGCGGGGGCGCUACCGUGGGGCGCUGCGCACCUCCCGCCGCCCGCGCUGCCUGGUCGAGGGUGAGGAGGCUGAGCCCUCGCUGAGCGACAUUGUCGACGCCUCGCCCGAGCAGCUGCGUGCGCUGGGGCUGCGCUCCGCCUUCGAGGAGGUGCCGCCGGCCCUGGCGCGCGGGGGCGACUGGGGCGUGGUGGCCGCGCGCCGCUGGAGGCGCAGGGACAAGAUCCUUGCGCUCGAGGCGGAGGCAGCCUUGUGGCAGGUUCGGCGGCUGGCCCGCAGCCGCCUGAGCGCCCAGAAGCGGCACUUAGUUUUGUCGGACUCUAUGGCCUGGGUCCUCACCGCGUGCAAGGGGCGGAGCUCGUCGUGGUACCUGCUGCGGAGGCGCGGCUUCGCGGGCCAGCGGGCGCUGCUGGGCUUCGCGAGCAGCUCGCGGCGGGGCGCUCCAAGCGGCGGGCCUUUGCGGGGCCCUUCGCCGCGGGGCUCCCUGGGCCCGAGCCCGCUGCUCUGCAGGGUGCUGGCACCGGCGGCGAACCUGAGUCCGAGCCGGGCCCCGCCUGCCCCGAGUCGGGUGCUGCGCCCUUUGGUGGCGCCGGAGAGGGGGGGCGGCGUGGCGCUCGGGAGGCGGCGCCGCGAGACGGCGCGGCGGCGCCCGGGCUCAUCGCUGCACUCGGCCGCCCGCAGUGCGGAGGAGGCGGAGGAGCUGGGGUUCCACAUCACCUCCCUGGCUGCCGCGGCCGUGACGACGGCCACGCAGAGCAACUACCUGAACGCCCUGCGCAAGCUGCUGGCGUGGCUGCACGUGCCCAGUGCCCCUCAGCGCCUCCCUGCAAGCGAGUGGGACCUGUUGCUGGAGCAGUACGUGGAGUUCCUGCACGACCGCGGGCUGCCCGAAGGGGAUGCCUCCAGCACGCUGGCCGCAGUGCGCUGGGCGCUGCCCGAGCUGCCGCGCCCGCUGCGCCGGGGCUUGCCGCUGGCGACUGCUGCGGUCACUGGGUGGCGCCGGCUCGAGAAGCCGCUGUCGCGCCCACCAGUCCCUCGGUCGCUGGCUGUGCUGAUGGCCCUGCGACUCUGCUCCGACGGCAAGGCGGACUACGCGCUGUUCCUGCUGUUGACGUUCGAGACGUACGUGCGGCCGAGCGAGGCGCUCAGCCUCGUCGGCCUACAGCUGGUGCCGCCCGUGCCGAACGAGAGGGGGGCCUGCCAGUUCUGGACCAUCCUGAUCCGCGCGAGCGAGCUAGACGUGCUUGGCAAGACCGGCGAGUUCGACACCAGCGUCGCCCUGGACCUGCCGCGCCACCGCCUGCUGGAGUCGGCGCUGCGCCUUCUGAAGGCCAACAGGGGGGAGCGGGAGCGGCUCUUUUUGUUCCACUACACCGACUUCCUCCUGGCCUGGAACAGCUGUCUCCUCGGCUUGGGCCUGGCGCAGCUGAAGGUGACGCCGUACUCCCUGCGUCGAGGCGCAGCGCCGCGGGCGCGAGCUGGCCCGGCUCUUGCUGCCAGCCUGCGGGCGGCGCGGGCAGAUGCUACCAUGCUGAAGCACAGCGUCUUCGUUGACCUCUUUGCUGGCACUGCGCCGGUGAGCAAAUACCUUCGCCGCAAGGGCUACGCCUGCAUAGCCUUCGACAAGCUGCUGGGGCCGCAGUUCGACCUCUGCCGGCGCGAGGUGGUGCUCACCAUUGCUGGCUGGCUUCGUGCAGGCCUGGUGUGGGCCCUCUGGUUUGCGACUCCGUGUAUCACCACCACUCGUGCCCGCGCGGAUAGAUCAGGGCGCAUGCCUCCGCCGCUGAGAUCGUCUGAGCAUUACCGUGGCUUGCCUGACCUGUCUGCUAGCCACCGCGCACAGGUGCGCGAGGCCAAUAGUCUCAUUGACUCUGGUGGCCGCCUCCAGCAACUGGCCUGGGAUUUGGGCAUCUGCUGCGGCGAGGAGAACCCACAGACCUCCAUCCUCUG